GCGGCCAACGGGCGCACACACCCGCCACUCUUUAUAUAUAAAGGAGAUCUUGCGAAACCGUUAGCACAUUCGGACUACAACCUGUCCAGGAAGUCACCUGCUUCUUUUGUCAUCUGAGAAACGCGACAAGAUGCUGUUCAUUCUGUGUGUGGUAUCAACGCUGCUGAUGCAAACGAUCGGGGCGAGUCCUGCUGUCGACAACCAAAACAGAGCUCAAAUUAUACGUUAUGAUAUUGAAACAGCCAACCUGCCAAACUCCUAUAGAUUUCAUUACGACGGCACUGACGGUUCAUCUCGCACCGAAGAGGGUGCCAUUUUGAACCCAGGCACCAAAGACGCAGCCUUGGACGUCGCAGGCGCUGUUCGCUGGUACGACGCAAAGGGCCACCUCUACCAAAUGACGUACAAAGCUGGAAAGAGAGGCUAUAGAACAAUCAUCAAGAAAUUAUCAUAAUACUUAGUCGACAAUGUAAUACGUGCCUUAAGUAUUAGUUCGAAUAUACUUCGAUAACAAAAGACUGGACAUAAUAAUGUUAUUUAUUU
Spodoptera exigua (beet armyworm) is the source of this 543-nucleotide messenger RNA. The record is from the annotation of a GenBank genome assembly. Lineage: Eukaryota; Metazoa; Arthropoda; Insecta; Lepidoptera; Noctuidae.